CGCUUUGUGUCCGCCUGGGAGAGCUGCGGCGGCGGAACUGGAGCGCUCUUUCAGCACCGCGGAGCUGCGGACAGCGCCUCUGCCUCGCCUUCCUCCCCUUCGGCCCCUGAAGCCAAGGCAGGGAAGGGAAGGGGCGAGGGCCGCCAUGGAGGAGGCGGGGGCGAGGGCGGCUUCCCAGCCUUCGGAGGAGGCGACAGCCAAGGCGAUGCGGCCGGAGGGAGCCAGAGAAAAAGUAAACCCAGCUGUUUGCCAGACCUGUCUUAACGUGCCAGAAGUCAGGAAGACUGAGCCAAGCUCCGGUGGCACUUUCUGGGAGAGGAGAUGCCCAGUUCAUCACUGCCUGAUCAGUGCUUCUCCCAUUGCUGCAAGGAGGACCCACCAAGCUUCUUCCAGUCAUAUGCAUGCCCCAAUCUCCACUCGAUCCAAUGGCCAGCUGCCUUCUGGUUCCCAGGACUCGUUUCAGCCUCAGUUCUAUUACCCUUGCAACCAGCAAGAAACCAGAAGUAAUUACGCCUUGCCUCCUCUGCCUGGGCAUGGGGAGAGAGCCACGUUGUGCUCCCAUCGUUCCAGUGCCGAUUCCUCAUCCACUUCAAGGCAUGAUGACACCGCCGAAGGUCGAUGGAAAGAGUGGUCCCGUGACCAGCAGCCCUUACGGCCGGUUCAGCAUCACAUUGUAACCGUCAGACAUGACAAAGCGUUCAGGAUGCCAAAGAGCUUGUCCCAAGUAAUUGCGGAGUGGCCAGUUGUUGUCUUAGUGCUCUGCUUGGUGACAGUAUUGGUCUGUACUUUGGUGGGCUUGUUAGUGGGGAAUUUGCCAGAUUUUUCUGAGCCCUUGAUGGGUUUUGAGCCACGAGACACUGAUAUUGGCAGAAAACUCAUGGUCUGGAAAAACCUGAAAAGCCAGACAGGCUACAAAAAGACACUUUCUUUUUUCCCUCCUACUGAAAACAGCUAUGGGGACAUGGGCAUGAAUAGAGGGCAGAGAUCAAUACACAACGAACAAGAAGCAAGAAUCAAGAGGAUGGUGGAGCCAAACUAUGAAAAAGAUGGAUUUUUUUGUGGGCCUCCAGGGAAGAAUUAUUCUCAGCUGGUAUUUAUGUCCACAACUGCUGGGAGCUUAUGGAAUUUGCAAGCAAUACAGUCCAUGUGUCAAAUGGAGCAAGACAAGAUUCGGUCUCAUCCACAGUUUGGGAGUCUUUGCCAGCGUACUGAAGCCAAUGAAUGCUGUCCAAGUUGGUCUCUUGGGAACUACAUCGCUGCCCUGUACAACCGGUCCUCUUGUUUAGAGAUCACCCAGGCAGAUGUCUCCCACACCCUUGCCCUCCUGCGUUCUUGUGCCCCUGAUUAUCACAGAGGCGUCCUUGUCCCUCCUUGCAUGGGUCCCAAGACUGAAAGAGACAAACAUGUACAGUGUUCCAAAGUCCCGGAGAAAUGCACUCGGUUCCAUGCCAUUUACCAGCUCCUUCAUUUUGUAGUUGACAGAGAUUUUCUAAGCCCACAGACAGUGGGAUACCAAGUGCCAACCCUGAAAUACAGCUUGCUGUUUUUGCCUACAGUGAAAGGAGCGUCCAUGAUGGGUAUCUACCUGAACAACCUUGAAUCCUGGGACUUGUUUGACAAUUACACCUCCAUCACCGGUAUGGACCUGGGCCUUAAGCAGACACUAUUCCAGCACUACCUUUUACUGGAUACUAUGUAUCCAGCCAUGGCAAUACUGGCCAUAUUUCUAAGCAUAUUUUUUUAUUCACGCUCAAUCUUUAUUACUUUUGUCAUCGUGAUGAUUGUGUUUGGUACCUUGAUGAUUUCCUAUUUCUUGUACAAGGUGGCCUUCCGAUUCUCUUACUUCCCUUUUGUAAAUCUGACAGCGAUUGUCAUUCUCAGCAGUCUUUGUGCCAACCACACCUGUGUUUUCUUUGACCUCUGGAACCUUAGCAAGAGCCAGAACCCAUCCGCGGGGCUUUUGCAGUGGGUAAGACUAACCAUGCAUCAUUUUGGUUAUCUCAUGCUGGCAUCCUGCCUGACCACUGGUGCUGCUUUUUACACCAGCUAUACAAGUUACAUAACUGCCACCCGCUGCUUUGCCAUCUACAUGGGCACCUCUGUCCUGGUGCACUUGGUAUUCAUGUUGACAUGGUUGCCUUCCUCUGUUGUGCUGUAUGAGCGUUACCUAGCAAGAAACUGCAUUUGUAAAUCAGAAGAUUAUUGGAAUAACCAUGGGCAGAAGAGUAUCAUUCUCUCUUUCUGUCACAUCCUUGGGAGUAUCCAGAACACCUGGAGUGAAACCUCCAAGUUAUUAUUUGAGAAAGUUCUUCCUUGCGGGGUAAUUAAGUUUCGUUACAUCUGGAUCUGCUGGUUUACUGCCAUGGCUUUAGGAGGGGCCUACAUUUCAUGUCUGAACCCCAGAUUAAAACUCCCCACUCUAGAACUGUCAUCUCUGCAGGUUUUCAGGUUAAGCCACCCCUUUGAGAGGUAUGAUGCUGAAUACUGUAAUGAAUUCAUGUUUGAACGGCUAGAACAAGGUGAAGACUUGCCGAUGCCUGUCAUUAUGGUAUGGGGUGUUCUCCCUGUAGAUAACGGAGACCACUUUAACCCCAAGAGUAAUGGCACCCUGGUAAUGGAUACAGCAUUUACAGUGGAAAAUCCUGAAGCACAAAGGUGGUUGUUGGACUUUUGCCAAAAAGUAAAGAAUCAGACUUUUUACUAUUCUGACCUGGAACAAAAACCCACCAUUUGCUUCAUGGAGGAAUUCCAGCGGUGGAUGGACAGCCGCCAGUGCUCCAAGCGAGACCAUAGUUUCAAUCUUUGCUGCAACCACUUCUCCUUCCCUUAUGGCAGAGAAGUCUUCCUCCAUUGCAUCAAGAUGAUGGUCAUGGAACAAAACCGAGAGGAGGCAGAAGCUCAUGACUCGGGCCUGCGGUUUGAUGAAAAGGGCAAUAUUGUUGCUCUGGUGCUAGAGUUUCAAACUGUUCACUAUUACAGCUUCAAUUAUAGCAAGGUCAAACAUUUCUAUGAUGAAAUUGGCCUCUGGAUACGGGAAGAGAUGAAGGCAGCCCCCAUGGGGCUUCAGAAUGGCUGGUUCACCAGUAAGCUAGAACUCUAUAAUCUCCAGCACAGUGUGGACACAGAGAGCAUGGUAGUGUUGGGUUUGUCCAUAGUCAUCUGUUUUGUGGUUCUUUUGCUCACAACUUGGAAUGUCCUUCUCAGUGUGUUCUCUGUUGCAGCCAUUGCAGGCACUGCUCUAGUAACUGUUGGGCUUCUGGUUCUUCUGGAAUGGCAGCUCAAUGCUGUGGAGUCUCUUUUCAUCUCAGCAGCUGUGGGCCUCUCUAUUGACUUCACAGUGAACUACUGUAUUUCCUACCACUUGUGUUCACACUCGGAUCGCUUGAGCCGUGUAGCUUUCUCCUUGAAGCAGAUGAGCUGUGCUACAGUCAUGGGGACCUCUGCUCUGUUUUCUGCAGGCAUCAUUAUGUUGCCUGCUAAUGUGCUGGCAUAUCGUAAACUGGGCAUCUUCAUGAUGAUGCUCAAGUGUAUCAGCUGUGGCUUUGCAACUUUUUUCUUCCAGUCUCUUUGCUGCUUCUUUGGACCAGAGAAGAACUGUGGACAAAUUCGUUGGCCUUGCACUCGUGCUAUGAAGGACUAUUCAGAUGGUCCCAGUUCAUCCAACAGAACUUUUACUUGUGGAAGGAAUGAGAAACAGAUCAGAACACAAAAAAGCCAGGAAUCCAACAGUACAAAUGAACAAUAUGAGCUCCAGCCUUUAGCUAGAAAACUUAGUGAUAGCUUUGACAAUAGCACCUCCACAAGCAAGCUAUCUAACCGCCCCUCUGUCUUAUCUGAAGAUAUUCAACUCCAAGACAGUAGGUGCCCUAGGAUGGAAAUCCACACUUCCUUUGAAAGAGACAGGCAUAGUAUUGAACCAGCUGAGGGAUGCCACACAACUCUUUGCCAGUGUCCAGCCUUGCAAACAUCUUCUCCUUAUAAAGAUGGGAAAGACUCAGGAACGGAAACUGAAAGCCAUCAAGAUGAGCUUUGCAGAGUCUGUAGAUGUCAAAAAUAUGCCCCCCAAAAAUGGGAACAUCUUCAGUCAACCACAACAAUAGGUGACGAUAGGCUACUCAGUAAGUCACAUUGCUCAAGCAACACCGAUCAACAAAAAUCCGAUUAUACCUCAGAAAACAGUAAUCUACCAGAAACUGGACUGUAUGAUCUCCACAGAUGCCUUUAUUCCACUGGCAGCUCUUUCAGUGUCCAGAAUGUCUCCAGUGAGACCUCCCUCAGUGACUUUGAACCAAGCAUAAAACUUGUGGAAUCAGCCAGUUCUUGUCCCGGCCAUUUAAACAUAGCCGAUUCUUGUUGUUCAACUCAGAGAGGCCAUUUGAAUGGAAAGAGAGACACACUGAAACUGGACCUGAGGGAAACGGUCUUUGAUACGACUGCAUCCGCAUCACACCAACUCAGCGGUUUGAGGAGGAUUCGGUUAGGAGGAUUAGGGGCUGAGGAGGAGCCCGUUGUUCUCCCAAACAGCAAGCCAGAUAUGCCUGAUGUUUGGAUCAAGCGGUCCAGUGUGCAAAACUCGAGGUACUAAAAGGGAAAUCUCAGAGGAAACAAAGGCUACAUUAGGAGCAAGGAAAAUAAAUGUCCCUUUUGAACAGCACGCAUGUAACUGUCUGCGCUCUGACAUGAGAACAAAGCGUGCUGUUACAGUACAGCGAAAGUGACACAUUUUUACAAAGCCAGCAAAUCUGAUGUGGAUUAGAAGCAAAUGUUAAUGCUGCGUCAGCUGCUCAGAUGCCUACUCAGUAGUCAGUGCCGUACUCCCAAUUAUACCGUAGGAUUAUCAAGCAAGAGUUGUCUGUCAUUCUCUCUAGAGCAAUUUGUUUUGGCGUGCCAUUCCUGUGAGGAAUCAAUGGAGAGGCAUGGUGAUUAGAGGAAUAAACAGCUCAAUAGAUAUUGAGAGACAGAGAGAUCUUACAUUAAAAAGUAUUUGGUGUGACGAGUCGCUGUCACGUUGCAGCUGACUGAUUGAAUAUUGUUGACUCAACAGAUAUAGUGUCUUUUUUGUUAAAAUACCAUUUUACCAUCAUCAUACAAAUAUCCUUAUGAAAUAAAUAUUAAAAAGGGUAAACAUGUCUCUUGGGCAUUUUCAGAGGAUAUUUAUCAGAACCUCUUUUUAAAAAUCUCUACAUAUAUUUUAACAAUUUACUCUAAAUUGAAAGUUUUGGUGGAUUUCCUUUCCCCUGCCCAAAAAAUAUAUUUAAAGUUUGGCAUAACUGUUUUUCUUGUAGUUUUUCAUUCUUUCGUUCUGAGUAAUUUGUAUUUUACUGUGGAGGGUGGUAUUCAUGCUAGAUGUUCUGCUCAAAACUGUACAUAGAUUUUUAGGUUUGCCUAUCUAUGGAAGCCUGGAUUUUUCUUUUUCUGUUGGCCCAGAGCUGUGAGACAGCCCUUAACCCUUUCAACAACCACAAUUUGUUUUUUCAUCUGUCUAAUUAAAUGGUAACCCAGCAUUAACAAAUAAACUUCAUGUUUUUUAAA
Molecule: messenger RNA, 5532 nt
Organism: Anolis carolinensis (green anole)
Lineage: Eukaryota; Metazoa; Chordata; Lepidosauria; Squamata; Anolidae
Gene: disp2
Product: dispatched RND transporter family member 2
Exons: 8
Coding region: 146-4585 (1479 amino acids)
Biological process (GO): smoothened signaling pathway
Cellular component (GO): membrane
Molecular function (GO): transmembrane transporter activity
Source: RefSeq, a predicted model, not a curated record